This is a messenger RNA of Entelurus aequoreus (snake pipefish), 3467 nucleotides long. Its product is annotated as gastrula zinc finger protein XlCGF57.1-like. Gene Ontology annotation, biological process: regulation of cytokine production; negative regulation of transcription by RNA polymerase II; regulation of immune system process. Bases 550 to 2586 code for a protein of 678 amino acids. NCBI's taxonomy places the organism in Eukaryota, Metazoa, Chordata, Actinopteri, Syngnathiformes, Syngnathidae. Gene Ontology annotation, cellular component: transcription regulator complex; nucleus. The record is from RefSeq and is a predicted model, not a curated record. Gene Ontology annotation, molecular function: DNA-binding transcription activator activity, RNA polymerase II-specific; RNA polymerase II cis-regulatory region sequence-specific DNA binding. The transcript is spliced from 4 exons.
CUUCCUGCGACCACAAAGAGCGGGCCUAGUGCUCUCCACAUGGUCCUAGUGCCUCCAUGUAUCCUAACCGCCAUUAAACAGAAAAAAAAGAAGAACGACGAAGCCAACUUGGAAGUGGUCCAUUGAAAGGUUGCUAGCGCGACCUCCUGUACUGUAGAAUGUAGUAUGGACCAUAGGACAGGACGAAGAAGUCCCGUUAAGAAGCUGUGGAGGCCUAAGAUGCUCUACUAGUCUGCUGGAAAUCCAAAGAAGACGAAGGAGUAAAAAGCAAAAUGGCGUUUGACAGAGAAGGCCUAAACGUGGCCACUGGCCAUUAUUGUUUCUCUAUUUGUAUUUAGUGCAUACAUGUACGCAUAUAUGUCGUGUAGUAGAUGAAACAUUGUUAGUCAUUGUUUGUAUCCGGAUACAUUAGUCUGAGCGCACUUUAUGUGCUAGCUUAGCUUGCUAGUUAGCUUAGCUUGUUAGCUGCUAACAAAGAGACGCGGACGUUAUCAACACAUCGCUAAGUAGAGAUCAAAUGUGAGUGUAAAGUGUUGUGAUUGUGUGAAAAUGUGCGAAAGAACGAUAGCAAAGUAUGAGGAGGAACUUUGUCCAACAAAAGAGGAGAAGGAGCGACAACAUCAACUACAGGACGCUGUUUUCAAGAAACAUCUAGUUGUGUUACACAGAACAGACGUCCAGCAGCCCCCCCACGUUAAAGAGGAAGAGGAGUAUCCACAGCCCCCCCACAUGAAAGAGGAAGAGGAGGAAGUGUGGAUCACUCAGGAGGGAGAGUGUCUUCUCGGGCAGGAGGAGGCUGAUCUCACCAAGUUUCCACUGACUGUUGUCUCUGUGAAGACUGAAGAGCAUGAAGACAAACCACCUGAGUCCUCACAGCUUCAUCACAGUCCAAGGCACAGAUUGUUUCCUCCGGCGAAGUCUCCAACACCAGAGCCAGAGACAGAGCCUGAGAUGCCAACCAUCACACCUGCCCGCAAGAAACACGUCUUUGAAGAACAACUUCUGCCUGAAAAACUGCAGUGUAGCUUCAGGAUGGUGAAGGAGGAUCCAUCAAAGAGGAAGACCAGGCGCCACAGACCCUCUGGCGUCUCCUUUUCCUCUUUGACACAGACCCUUCCCUGUAAAAAGGAAGAGGAAGACUCACUGACGCCCCACAUUAAAGAGGAAGAGGAGGAACACCGCAUCAGUCAGGAGGGAGAGCAUCUAGAAGGACUGGUGGAGUUCCCAGUGACUGGUGUCCCUGUGAAGAGUGAAGAUGAUGAGGUCAAAGGUGAAAGUGAGGAGAAGAGAGAGGCGGAGCCUCCAAGCAGCAGCUCAACACAACACAUGACAACAGAAGCUGAUGGAGACCACUGUGGAGGAUCACAAGCAGACAAGCUCUUAGCUCCACUAUCAGAUAAUGAGGACACAACGUCACACUCUCCUGACACUGAUGAUGAAGACUCUAAAGAUGAUAAGACAUGUCACACUGACAACACCCGCUUGAAAUGUUCUCACUGUGACAAAACCUUUAAAUACCAUUGGUAUCUGAAAAGACACAUGAGAAUACACACUGGAGAAAAGCCUUUUACUUGUUCAAUAUGUGGUAAAGGUUUUGUAGAAAGUCAGAGUUUGAAAAAACACACAACAUUACACACUGGAGAAAAACCUUUUAUCUGUUCACUCUGUGGUAAAGGUUUUGUAGAAAGUCGCAAUUUGAAAGUACACAUGAGAACACACACUGGUGAAAAACCUUUUAUCUGUUCAAUCUGUGGUGAAGGUUUUGUACAAAGUCACAAUUUGAAAGUACACAUGACAACACACACUGGUGAAAAACCUUUUAUCUGUUCAAUCUGUGGUAAAGGUUUUGUACGAAGUAACCAUUUGAAAGCACACAUGAGAAUACACACUGGUGAAAAACCUUUUUCUUGUUCAAUCUGUGGUAAAGGUUUUGCACACAGUUCUUGUUUGAAUAAACACAGAACAAGACACGCUGGAGAAAAAUCUUUUAUCUGUUCAAUCUGUAGUAAAGGUUUUGUUUUAAGUAACUAUUUGCAAGUGCACAUGAGAACACACACUGGUGAAAAACCUUUUUCCUGUUCAAUCUGUGGUAAAGGUUUUGUUCUAAGUAGCUAUUUGAAAUUACACAUGAGAAGACACACUGGUGAAAAACCUUAUAUUUGUUCAAUCUGUAGUAAAGGAUUUGUAGAAAGUCGCAAAUUGACAGAACACAUGAGAACACACACUGGUGAAAAACCUUUUUCUUGUUCAAUCUGUGGCUUAUCUUUUACAAGGAAGGAAUAUUUGAAAGUGCACAUGAGAACACACACUGGUGAAAAAACUUUUUCCUGUUCAAUCUGUAGUAAAGGUUUUUUAGAAAGUCGCAAUUUGAAAGUACACAUGAGAACACACACUGGUGAAAAACCUUUUAUCUGUUCAAUCUGUGAUAAAGGUUUUGUACAAUCUAACCAUUUGAAAAGACACAUGAGAACACACACUGGUGAAAAACCUUUUUCUUGUUCAAUCUGUGGCUUAUCUUUUACAAGGAAGGAAUAUUUGAAAGUGCACAUGAGAACACACACUGGUGAAAAAACAUUUUCCUGUUGAAUCUGUGGCAGAGAUUUUUUACAGAAAAUCAGUGUUUGAAAAGACACAAGAGAACACACACUGGUGAAAAAUCAGAUUCCUGUUCAAUCUGUAACAGAAGCUUUUGUGAACGAUCAAUCCUUGUAGUACACAUGAGAACACACCAAGGAGAGAAAGUGUUGAGUUGCAGUGUGUGUGGUGAAAGAUUCUCUAAUAAGUACCAGUGUAAGAAACACAAGUGUGCUGGUGAGAACAGCAGCAGCAAAUGAAACUGCAGGAUUUGAAAUAAACGGUCAUGACUUUAAUUUUGACUUUCUAACAACAUCAGCACAUAUAACAUGUGUGACAUUGUUGUUUGUGUAACAAUCUUUUUAAUAUGCUUCUACAUUUAUAGAUUCGAUAUUUUGUAUUAGUGCUUUUUUCAGUCAAGUACAUGCAUUAAUAUGCAACAUUGUGUACUUUUAUUAAAAAAUGAACAGAACAAUUAUAGUGAAAAGUUGAGAGUAAACAGUACAAGACAUAUUUUACAUACAAUAAACAUUUAAUGUGUAUAUAUGUUCAUCAUACAAUUUUAGACUUAUUCCUAAUAGUGUUUUGUAUAGGUGUUUGAAAUAUUGAAGUAAUAUAUAAUGUUAUUUGUAAUUGUUAAUGAUCCCAUAGAUUAGCACCUUUAUAUGAUAUACAUAUUUACUGGUUCACAUUUGAAACAUCUUCUGGAGCACUUCAGGAAGCAUAUUAUUAUUUACUUUAUACAUCAUUUGAACAGUUGUCUUUUAUACUAUUUUAAAAUGUGUAAUUUUAUUAAUCAUUUGUUGGGUCUCUAUAAUCCAUUUUAUUAAUUAUCUUUAUUACUCUCUUUUGUAAUAAAAUGAUUGUGUUGUGAUUAUUUUAUAAGUAUGUCC